Messenger RNA from Scleropages formosus (Asian bonytongue), 2238 nucleotides. RefSeq names its product dynein intermediate chain 2, axonemal-like. Gene Ontology annotation, molecular function: dynein heavy chain binding; dynein light chain binding. Bases 1 to 1764 code for a protein of 587 amino acids. Gene Ontology annotation, biological process: cilium movement; outer dynein arm assembly. The record is from RefSeq and is a predicted model, not a curated record. The transcript has 12 exons. Lineage: Eukaryota; Metazoa; Chordata; Actinopteri; Osteoglossiformes; Osteoglossidae. Gene Ontology annotation, cellular component: outer dynein arm.
AUGGAGAUCGUGUACGUGUACGUGAAGAAGCGCUCCGAGUUCGGCCGCCCGUGCUACUUCUCCGACCGGCCCGCCGAGCUGCACGCGGACCUGCUGCCGGACGCGGCGCUCGCGGCCACUUUCCUGGCGCGGGACCCCUGCGACGUGGGCGCGCAGUGCGCGCCGGACGUGUCGGAGCACGAGGUGAACACAGAGCGCUUUGAGUCAGAAUCCCGUGGGAUAAACCAUGUGGAGGGCGGCUGGCCAAAGGAUGUGAACCCCCAGGAAAUGGAGCAAACUAUUCGCUUCCGGAAGAAAGUGGAAAAGGAUGAAAACUACAUGAACACCAUCAUGCAGCUGGGCACUCUAAUGGAACAUUCCAUCAAGCAAAACAAUGCCAUUGACAUAUAUCAGGAGUAUUUUGAGGAGGAAGAUGAGGAGGAUGAGGAGGAGGUGACAGAUGCCAAGGAGCAGCCAGCAGCAAAAACCAUCAAUGUGUUCAGAGAUCCCAAUGAGGUGAAGCGCACAGCUAGCAGUCUCUCUUGGCACCCUGAUGGCAACCACAAGUUAGCCGUGGCCUACUCCUGCCUGGAAUUCCAGCGAGCACCAAAGGAUAUGAGCUUUGAUUCCUACAUAUGGGAUAUCGAGAAUCCCAACCGGCCAGAGUUGACCCUGAAGCCAGUGUCCCCCCUCGUGAGCCUGGAGUACAACCCUAAGGACUCUCAUAUCCUGUUGGGUGGCAGCUACAACGGCCAGAUAGCCUACUGGGACACCCGUAAGGGGGGUCAGCCUGUGGAGAUGUCAGCCAUUGAGCACAGCCACAGAGACCCCGUGUACAAGGUGAUAUGGUUGCAGUCCAAGACUGGUACAGAUGCCUUCUCCACCUCCACUGACGGACAGGUCUUGUGGUGGGACAUCCGAAAGAUGAGUGAGCCUACGGAGAGGCUGGUGCUGGAUCUCAGCAGGAAGGAAAACCUGGAGAAUGCCCUGACAGCCGUCUCCCUGGAGUUUGAGCCCACCAUGCCUACAAAGUUUAUGGUUGGGACAGAGCAGGGACUGGUGGUGUCCUGUAACCGCAAAGCCAAAACCCCUGCAGAGAAAAUUGUCUGCACCUACAGUGGCCAUCAUGGCCCUAUCUACGCCCUGCAGAGGAACCCUUUCUUCCCCAAAUACUUCCUGACUGUAGCAGAUUGGACAGCACGCAUCUGGUCCGAGGACAUUAAAGAGUCAUCCAUCAUGUGGACUAAGUACCACAUGGCCUACCUCAUGGAUGGCUGCUGGAGUCCCGUUAGACCCUCAGUCUUCUUCACGGUCAAGAUGGAUGGAACGCUAGAUGCGUGGGACUUCCUCUUCAAGCGGAACGAUCCCACUCUCAGUGUGAAAGUUUGUGAUGAGGCCCUGUGCAGUCUGCGGGUCCAGGACAACGGGCGGCUGUUGGCAUGUGGCUCCCAGCUUGGGACUGCCACUCUGCUGGAGAUCUCUCCAGGCCUGUGCACCAUGCAGCGUAACGAGAAGACCCUGGCCACCGCGAUGGCUGAGCGAGAGGCAAAGCGAGAGAAAAUCCUGGAGGCGCGGCAGCGGGAGAUGCGGCUAAAAGAGCGCAGCCGUUCAGAGCAGAGCAAGGAGGACGAGAGCCGAGAGCUCGAUGGGGAGGUGACCACAGAGGAUCUGGUCGCCCGUGCUGAGAAGGACUUCUUCCAGAUUGUGGAGGCUGAGCUCAAAAAAAUGGAGAAGGAUAAAGAGGAUGAAAAGGAGAAGGAGGUCUGUGAGGAGAAAGAGUGCUGAGAGAAGCAGACAGCACCACAUGACAUCAUCUGGAGCAAAAGAGAAGAGGAUGAGCAACAUAUUUUAUUUUUAUUUUUAAAUGGAACACAGUGUCCAUGACUCAUAAGCAAAUGGUAAAGAGGGAGAAGCACAUAGAAGUCACAUCACGAUUGAUUUUUGCCCUAGUACGUAUUGUAGAUCUCACGGGAAGAUGACUGUGAUUUCUGUUUGCCACUGAUUCAUCGUAUUUUCUUUGCUUUCUUUCAGUUGAUUUUAUUUAAUGUCUUUUAAAGAAGACAGUUCUGCAUUACCGGUGACUAUUGUCAAUGAGUAAAUCAAAUGGAGAAAAUACAGAAGAGUAUAAUACCAGUAUUUAAAGCAGAACUGGGAGGCUUAAAACUGCUUUAGUAUGAAAAUAAUGAAUAAAGGUAUUGUUGGUAUGUAGAAAGAUACAUUUGGAUGCUUGUAAAUUUGACAAAAUUCCAGUCUAUAUUU